Messenger RNA from Cryphonectria parasitica EP155, 657 nucleotides. RefSeq lists its product as uncharacterized. NCBI's taxonomy places the organism in Eukaryota, Fungi, Ascomycota, Sordariomycetes, Diaporthales, Cryphonectriaceae. The transcript has a single exon. The coding region runs from base 1 to 657 and encodes 218 amino acids. The record is from RefSeq and is a predicted model, not a curated record.
AUGGCCGCGACAAACCCACCACCUAUGGAAUACCGUGUUAUCCUACGACAGCAGCCCGUCAGCGCCCGGUCUUGUGGAUUCGGCGACAGGGACCGAAGAGUCAUCGACCCACCGCCCAUCGUACAAUUGUUCAUCACAGGCCCCAGUCUCUCACAUUAUGAGAUGAGGCAGAGAUUGAGGAACCCAUUAAACAUCAUCCACUGCUCCAUAUGGAGCGAGGAUGGUACCCAGGACCUGUCGGGAAUGCCUGAGGAAUAUACGCGCCAGAAGCGACUGAUGGGCAACCUGGUGGCCUCCCCAUUUGUGGGUUACGACGAACAUGACCAAGAGGGCUGCUUUUUCUGUUUCCCGGACGUUUCGUGCAGGACGUCCGGUCGGUAUCGACUCAAGUUCAGCCUCGUCGCCCUCAAUCCGCGGCCACAGACCAAGUCGCCCGUCAAGGUUGAGGUACUAUCGGAUGUGUUCCAGACGUUCAAUGCCAAGGAAUUCCCCGGCAUGUCAGAGUCGACUCCUCUGGCCAAAGCUCUUCGGGAACAGGGCUGCAACAUCCCGACCAAGAAAGGCAACGACGGGAGGGACUGGAGGAGGAAAGACAGCGGAGACUAUUCGGACGAGGGCGGAACUUCCCGCAGGAAGCGGACGAGAACCAGCCAGUGA